GUUUAGAUUUGGUUUCGCUACUGCUCUGCCGCCGUCCUUUCACGGUGCCUUUCCUCCAGAUAUCGCCGCGUUCGACGCCUCUGUUCGAGUCGAGUAUUUUCUCAAGCAUGGACACUCAAACCCAGCAUCUGCCUCAAGAUUUGAUAACUGGAAUCCUGCUGAGAUUGCCGGUCAAGUCUCUUGUACGCUUCAAGGCUGUGUGCAAGUUUUGGCGCUCUCUCAUAUCCGCUCCCAACUUUGCAAUAUCACAUUUUCAACUUGCUACACCUAGACUCGUGUUCGAUACUGGUUUUGGUAUUCAAACCAUGGACUUAGAUGGAUCGCUUCACUCUAAUCCUAUCUCUCAAGCAAUAAAUGUUGACUUUUUGCCUACCCGCUCUCGUACUCAAAUUGUAGGUUCGUGUAGAGGCUUUCUGUUAUUGGAAUCUAAGAAAACACUUUACCUGUGGAAUCCAUCCACACGUGUCCACAAACCAAUACCUUCAUGUCCUCUUUACACGGAUACUUAUUUAUGUGGUUUUGGUUAUGAUUCAUUAGAGGAUGACUACUUGGUGGUUAUAGUGUCCUUUCAUCCAAGAUCCUCACAUGUGCAAUUUUUCUCAUUGAGAGCUAAUAAGUGGAUAUUUAGUGAGGGUACUUAUUUGCCUCUCUGGAACUACGCUAGUCAGCCAAUACCCGGGUUGCUCUUCAACGAAGCCAUUCACUGGUUGGAUCCUGAUAGCUCAGAUGCUAUUAUUGUCUUUGAUUUAAUGGAAAAGAGACUUUUAGAGAUACCCGUCCCAGAUGAUGUUGCCCAAAAUCUUUCAUCCUGUGAUUUGUGGGUGUAUGGAAGUUUUUUUGAGUCUAUCAGAUAUGGAGUGUGAUCCUAAUACACUUGAAAUAUGGAUUAUGGAAAAAUACAAAGUGCAGUCAUCUUGGACCAAGACUCUUGUUCUAUCUAUGUGUGACAUAUUCUACUUUUCCCCAUUAUAUUCUACAAAAAAUGGUGAUAUAUAUUGUUAUGGAUAGUGCAGGAGGACUUGUGAAAUAUACUGAUAAAGGAGAGCAGCUAGAGGAACGCAGUCUUCAACAUUCUCCAGAACACUCGGUGCCCAUGUAUACAGAAUCAAUCUUCUCACUCCCUGAUGUCAGUGAGCAA
Molecule: messenger RNA, 1138 nt
Organism: Lotus japonicus
Lineage: Eukaryota; Viridiplantae; Streptophyta; Magnoliopsida; Fabales; Fabaceae
Product: F-box/kelch-repeat protein At3g23880-like
Exons: 2
Coding region: 108-863 (251 amino acids)
Molecular function (GO): protein binding
Source: RefSeq, a predicted model, not a curated record